Messenger RNA from Sclerotinia sclerotiorum 1980 UF-70, 1875 nucleotides. RefSeq lists its product as hypothetical. The transcript has a single exon. NCBI's taxonomy places the organism in Eukaryota, Fungi, Ascomycota, Leotiomycetes, Helotiales, Sclerotiniaceae. The record is from RefSeq and is a predicted model, not a curated record. The coding region runs from base 1 to 1875 and encodes 624 amino acids.
AUGUCCCCAACUCCCGAAUACACAAGGUUACACAUAACCCCACUCAACCCCAACCUCCUCACUACCAUAAUACCUCCGUCAAUCCUCCCCAAUGCAAAGAACAUCUCCUACCAUACUCUCGAAACUUUCCAGGAUAAAGCUUACGGCUUCGUUGACCUUCCUACCAUGGACGCUGAGAAAUUAAAAAAGAAGCUUCAUGGUUCCAUAUUAAAAGGUUCAAAAAUCCGUAUCGAAACUGCCAGGCCAGCGAAAGAUCUAAGCCCAGUAAACGAGCCAGAAGAAGCGCCCAAACGACAAAGAGAAAGGAAAGAUCCAAGCAAAAAGCGCAAACGUGGAGAGGAGACUAUACCUGCUGCAGUAAUUGGAGAUAGGAAAGUUAAAAGGGGUUGGACUACAACAGCUGCGGAUAUCAGCAAAACCAAAAAGCAAUCAAAGGAACUGAAGAAUGUUGUCAAGUCGAAAUAUACUACAAAUGAGGAGUGCUUGUUCAAGACAGUAUUACCGCCAAAUGUUGCGGCACAUACAAAGGCUACGAGUGGUGAGAAAUCGAGUAGGAGGAGUAAGAAAGGUAGAGGUGUUAUUGUACACGAGUUUGCCAAAAGUACGAAAUAUGCUACCUUCUUAAGAAGUACCACCGGAGGUACAAAGGUGAAAACUGCAGUGGAGUUUGUGGAUGGUAAGGGAUGGGUAGACGAGGAUGGUAAUGUAGUGGAGGAAGUAGUGAGAAAGGUGCGGAAGAAUCAGGAACCACAAAAGGAGAAGCCCAUUCAGGAAGAAGAAAUGGAAAACCAGGGUAGUGGUAGUGAUGGUGGUAGUGCUUCGGAUCAAGACAAAUCUUCAGAAGAUGAAUCUAAUUUCGAGGAGCGAGUAAUGAAGAAAGUGAAACGGGCAGCAGAAGUCGAAAGUAGCAGCUCAUCAGACUCGGAGAGUUCCGCCGAUGAAGAUGAGUAUAUCAAACCACAAUCAAUAUCUAAAGACUCCGAGAAAGCGACAGCAACCGAUGCUAUCGAGCCUCCAAUUGAGGCGGAGAGUUCUUCAGAUAGUGAAAGCUCGUCAGAGGAAAAAGAUGCGCAUGUCAAUUCGGCCAAGCCAAAAGUCUCUAAAGCUAGAGCUGAAGUUGAAGCUGAAUCGAAGGAUGAUGGAUCAUCAUCAGGCUCGGACACAUCCUCAGAUUCUGAGUCAUCGGAUUCCUCUGACGACGGCUCGGAAGACGAAGAUUUACCGUCUAUUGCAGCCUCUCCCCGGAGCCCCUCCGCGUCCAAACCAUCAACCAUGCCACCACCCAUCUCAACCAUGACUCCGGAAACCAAAUCAGUCAGACCUCAGUCAUCCUCUGGCUUGAGUAUCAAGAUACCCUCCCCUAUACCUCAUUCAACCCUUAUUCCCACAGAGGUCCAUCCUCUCGAAGCUCUUUACAAACGCCCCAAACCUAAUUCUGACUCUAUCUCUAAUGAGCCCAAACCCGAAACAAAAUCAAACUCCUUUAGUUUCUUUGGUGCUGACGACGAAGAUUCCGAUAUUGGCGAGGAACCCAAUCAAAUUCCUUUGACGCCUUUUAGUCAACGUGAUUUCGAUUAUCGAGGCAUACGAAGCGCAGCACCGACUCCUGACACCGCUUACGUCAAUAAGAGAUUUGUGUGGCCAGGUGGAAACGAGGAUGAUGUCGGUGAUGACGGUAAUUCUCCAACCCCGAAAGAGUCGGUAGGUGGAAAACUCAUAUUUAAGGAAAAGGAAUCAGAAGAGGCGCCUGAAAAUGAUUUUCAGAAAUGGUUUUAUGAGCACAGAGGGGAGAAUACGAGAGGGUGGAAGAAGCGAAGAAAGACUGUUGCUAAAGAGCAAAGGCACAGAGAGAACAAAAAGAGGAGUCGUGUUUAA